GUCAGGACUGGAGGCCGAAGGUCAGGACUGGAGGCCAGCAACUUGACUGCCGAGCAGGAAGUUUGUGACAGGAGUGCUGGGCUCGAGUCCUGCUGCAGCUUAGGGACUGAAGAGUGAGGAAGCCAGCAGUAAAAGCAGCACCCUUCUGGUGGUCAGUGGCAAAAUCAGGACCCCUAAAAUGGCCAGCGGUGAAGUCAGGACCACUGUGGAGGCCAAAGGUCAGGACUGGAGGGCAGCAGCGAAAACAGGACCCCUCUAGAGGCCAGCAACAAAGGCAGUACCCCUAUAGAGGCUGGUGGUGAAGUCAGGACCACUGUGAAGGCCAAAGGUCAGGACUGGAGGCCAGCAACUGGAGUGCGGAGCAGGAAGCUGGUGACAGGACUGCUGGGCUCGAGUCCAGCCACAGUUUGGGGACUGAAUACAGAUCUGGAGGGCAGUGGCUAAGGCAGGACCACUGUGGAGGCUGGAGGUCAGGACUGGACCGGACUCUCAUCCACCACAGUGUAACUGUCAGAGGUCUGUCAUGACUGCGGACAUUUGCUUAAAGCUUUGCAUGUCUUCUGACACAAAGACUUCUAAGACGACAGUCAAAAGGUAGAACCCCUCUGAAGGUCGGAGGUGAAGUCAGGACCUCUGUGGAGGCCAAAGAUCCCCCUGCUGGAUACCUCCGGUUAUGAAAACCUGUUCACAUGAGGACGUCACAGUGACAUUACAGUGGCUUUUAUUUUGAAACAUGUGAUUUCACUGCAGUUAGACAGCAAAUCUUCAUGUGUGUCACAUGUUCUCCUGUUUUCACCGUGUCAGCUCUCCACUGCUGGAAACAUGAAGAUCCUCAUCUUGGUUGCUCUGAUCCUUCAGGUGAUCAUAGUACAAGAGACUGAUGGGUAUAAAUUUGGAGACAUAAUUGAGUUUGGAAGGGGAUGUCCCUGCAAACCUGCAUACAAGCACUAUGGUAUUUAUGUGGGCCCACAGAGCGGUGUAAACAUCAGCCAGGGUGAUAACGACAUCUUUCACCACACAGUUACUGGAUGCACAUUUGGCAAACUUGCAAACACAAGAGGAAAAUGGAUAAAGGAGAAAGUGGACAAUUACUUAGAUGACUAUGUAGACCCAUCAACAAACGAUGAAGUAAAGACCCGAAUCUCCGAAGCCAUUGAAAACUGUCCAAGAUAUCAUGUCACCAACAGGAACUGUGAACACCUCGCCACCUUUGUGCGCUACGGCUUGAGAGUUUCAAUGCAGGCUGGUACGGCUGUCAAAUUUAUUCAAGACAUACUAAAUAGCAGGAGAAACAAGAUUAAAAUACAACAGAGACAACAAGCGGACCUAGAAGCAGUCGAACAACAAGUAGAACAACUAACACAAGAAAUACAACAACGAUUAGACGACCUGAGAGCUGAGGAGCAAAGUGGAUCAGAACCAGAACCUGCAGACUGUGAAGCUAUCUGCAAGAAACCAAAGUAACGGGUUUGUUGUCAGCCUGUCUUGCUCUCUUCUUUCCUCAUAUGAUGAUGAA
Larimichthys crocea (large yellow croaker) is the source of this 1516-nucleotide messenger RNA. Its product is annotated as phospholipid-metabolizing enzyme A-C1-like. Gene Ontology annotation, cellular component: cytoplasm. Gene Ontology annotation, biological process: N-acylphosphatidylethanolamine metabolic process. Gene Ontology annotation, molecular function: A2-type glycerophospholipase activity; glycerophospholipid phospholipase A1 activity. The transcript is spliced from 6 exons. The record is from RefSeq and is a predicted model, not a curated record. Lineage: Eukaryota; Metazoa; Chordata; Actinopteri; Sciaenidae. Bases 823 to 1464 code for a protein of 213 amino acids.